Messenger RNA from Suncus etruscus (white-toothed pygmy shrew), 985 nucleotides. RefSeq names its product chromosome 14 C5orf15 homolog (gene C14H5orf15). The coding region runs from base 40 to 837 and encodes 265 amino acids. Lineage: Eukaryota; Metazoa; Chordata; Mammalia; Eulipotyphla; Soricidae. The transcript is spliced from 3 exons. The record is from RefSeq and is a predicted model, not a curated record.
AGCGCCUCGCCACCGCGCAGGCUCGGCGGCCAGUCCGUUAUGGCCGCUGCCGCUCGGGAGAGGAUGAGGCUGGCGGGGCGAGUGACGCUGCCCCCCGGGCCGGGCAUCAUCCCGAGUGCUGGGCGGUUGGCGCGGCCGCUGGUCUUGGCGCUCCUGCUGGCGUCCACCGCCGUGGCCAGCGUUUUAUCAGAGAAUAAUUCAUCCAACCAAACUGUACCCCGGUCAGAAGUUUCAACCACAAAUAUGAAUGUUUCAACACAGGAAAACCAAACCAAACCUAUUUCCCAACCCAGCCCCACUCCCCGGCUCAUGACCAGCACAGAGAAAAGUGGAAGGCCAUCCACUGCCCCUCAUCCCUCGUCCACUGCUGCUCUGUUCCAAGAGGAAGUUGACAACAAUGAAGAGCUUAGCAUUGAGGAAGAAGACUUUCUCACUCUGAAUAGUUCCCCUUCCACGGCCAAAGACAAUCUGGACAAUGGAGACUAUGAAGAGCCAGACUAUGGCUGGCCCACCAGCCCGAGAGACGAUGAGUCCAACGAGGCUUUGGAAGAAAACAGGGGCUACGUGGAAAUUGAACAGUCAGUGAGGUCCUUUAAGACUCCAUCUUCACAUGUAGAAGAGGAAGAUAGCCAUUUCUUUUUUCAUCUUAUUAUUUUUGCUUUUUGUAUUGCUAUUGUUUACAUUACCUAUCACAAUAAAAGAAAGAUUUUCCUUCUAGUUCAAAGCAGAAAAUGGCGUGAUAGUCUUUGUUCCAAAACUGUGGAAUAUCAUCGUUUAGACCAGAACGUUAACGAAGCAAUGCCUUCUCUGAAGAUCACCAAUGAUUAUAUAUUUUAAAGCACUGUGAUUUGAGUUUGCUUAUUAUGUAAUUUCAUUUGCUUGACUUUUUAUAUGUUAUCGUACAGAUGUUUGCCUGGGCAAUUAAUUGGUACUUAAUGAGAGAUGGGUCUCUCUUUAUUUUGCCUUGGUGCUUUGGAAAUUUAAU